AUGGCGUGCCACGACUCUCUCCGGCGCUUCGGCGCCAGCUGCCUCGUCGCCGUGCUGUUUCUCUGGCUCUGCGCCACCUUCGUCUGCAGCGCCAGGGAGCAGCGGCCGCUGCGGGAGCUGGAGGAGCAGGUGGUGGUGAGGAACUACGGCCCGUACGCUUCCUUCGACCGGAGCGACUCGGCCACACUGCAGGUGCUCAAGGACGCCAGCAUCAACGGUGGCGCGCUCCAGCUCACGCCGGACACCCGCAACAACGACGCCUACCUCGUCAACAAGUCCGGCUCCGUCCUCCUCAAGCAGCCCUUCACGAUCUGGCACACUCUCCCCGACGAUGACAUCGAGAUCCCCGGUGGCGGCAACGGCACCGGCACCGGCCGUGCGCCGCAGCCGCAGGCUCCGCGUGUCCGUAUCGUGUCGUUCAACAGCACCUUCUCCAUGAACGUGUUCUACGACAAGGCGGUCCCCGGCGAGGGCCUGGCGUUUGUCAUCGCGCCCUCGCUCGACAAGCCGCCUCCCGGCAGCCACGGCGGCUUCCUCGGCCUCACCAACGCGACGCUGCAGGCCGCCGGACCGUCCAAGAACCGUUUCGUGGCGAUCGAGUUCGACACCUUCAACCAGAGCCACGACCCGAGCGAUAACCACGUCGGCCUCGACAUCGGCAGCGUCGUGUCCAACGCUACGGCCAACCUCGCCGAUUUCAACAUCACCAUCGCCACGAACGCCCAGACGUCUGCCAACUACACCGUCUGGAUCGAGUACAACGGCGUGGGCCGGCGUGUCACGGUGUACAUGGGCGGCAAGGGGAAACCGAAGCCGGCGAUCCCCGUCCUGAUCAGCCCGCUGGACCUCAGCGAGCACGUCCCCGAGCAGGCGUACAUCGGCUUCUCGGCUUCCACCGGCACCACCUUCGAGCUCAACUGUAUCCUGGACUGGAGCAUGUCAAUCGAGACCUUCCCCAAGAAGGAGAAGAAGGAGUGGAUAAUCCUCGUCGCCGUCUUCGGGUCCAUCGCGGUGGUCGCCAUCGCCAUUGCCGCCUUCUUCCUGGUCAGAAUGUCGCGGGCGAGGCGGAAGAUACAGAGGAGCCAGACGCGGCUGGGGCACACGCUGAGUCACCUCCCGGGGAUGCCGAGGGAGUUCUCGUACGAGAUGCUGAGGAAGGCGACCAAGAACUUCGACGAGCUACUGCGGCUGGGGAAAGGAGGGUACGGCGUCGUGUACAAGGGGACGCUCCCUGCCGAGCACGGCCAGACGGAGGCGACGGACGUGGCCGUGAAGAAGUUCAUCCGGGAUGAUGCCAGGUGCGUCGAGGACUUCGUCAAGGAGGUGGACAUCAUCAACCGCCUUCGCCACAAAAACAUCGUGCCCCUCAUUGGUUGGUGUUACAAGAAAGGGCAACUGCUGCUCGUGUACGAGUACAUGCCCAACGGCAGCCUCGACCAGCACCUCUUCCGGCGCGGGGGCGCCCAGGAGCAGCGGGCGGCGCCGCUCAGCUGGGCGAGCCGCUACGGCAUCGUCGCCGACGUCGCCUCGGGCCUGCACUACGUGCACCACGAGUACGGCCGCACGGUGCUCCACCGCGACAUCAAGGCCAGCAACGUCAUGCUGGACGCGUCCUUCUCCGCCCGCCUCGGGGACUUCGGCCUCGCCCGCGUCAUCGACUUCGACCGGAGCUCCUUCACCGACAUCGGCGUCGCCGGCACGCGCGGGUACAUCGCGCCGGAGUACUCCGUGGGGCACAAGGCCACGAGCCAGACGGACGUGUUCGCCUUCGGCGCGCUCGUGCUGGAGGUCGUCACGGGCCGCACCGCGCUGCGCGACGACGCGAGCUGCCCGCUGCUGGUGGACUUCGUGUGGCGGAUGCACGGCCGCGGCGCGCUGGUCGGGGCGGUGGACCAGGACCUCGGCACGGCGGGGUACGACGCCGACGAGGCCACCAGGCUGCUGCUCCUCGGCCUGGCGUGCAGCAGCCCCAACCCCGGGGACAGGCCCACCAUGCCGGAGGUGCUGCAGAUCGUGUCCAAGAAGGCGCCGCCGCCUGAGGUGCCGCUGUUCAAGCCGAGCUUCGUGUGGCCGCCGGAAGGGGGAGCGGCGCAAUUCAGCCUGAGCGACAUCGAGAGCAGCGGUGGCAGCUUCACCGGCACAGGCAAUGGUUCAUCGACGCGCGCGACACAGGAGUCAUCCUACGACAGCUUCCGGCAGCCGCCCUCAGCACCAAACAACAGCCAGGAGUACUUCCCAGCGCUGUCCUCCGGCCGGUGA
This is a messenger RNA of Triticum turgidum subsp. durum (durum wheat), 2259 nucleotides long. NCBI's taxonomy places the organism in Eukaryota, Viridiplantae, Streptophyta, Magnoliopsida, Poales, Poaceae. The record is from the annotation of a GenBank genome assembly.